Messenger RNA from Nycticebus coucang (slow loris), 3503 nucleotides. It is a transcript of the gene C10H1orf116, whose product is annotated as chromosome 10 C1orf116 homolog. NCBI's taxonomy places the organism in Eukaryota, Metazoa, Chordata, Mammalia, Primates, Lorisidae. The transcript has 4 exons. The record is from RefSeq and is a predicted model, not a curated record. The coding region runs from base 252 to 2090 and encodes 612 amino acids.
GUGGGGGUGAGGCAGUACAGAUGAAGCAUUUACCUGCCUAGGUAAGUCAGGAGGAGGUCAAAAGGAGGAGAAAACAGGAGGAGGCAGGGGAAGCAGUCUCUGUCUCUCUCUCUGCCCUUUGAAAUAAAAGGGUACUCUUUUCCUCUCUUCAGCCCCUCAACCCAUUGGAGGCCCAGCUUGGGACAUUCUUCGCUUCCCUUCGCUUCCCCUCUGGGAGCCCCUUUGCCAUCCCUGCACCUUGUUUCGGGCAAAUGCCUGAGACGGAGCUGUGGCCAGCGGGGCCUGGCUCAGAACCUGUGACCCGCAUCGGCAGCUGUGCCAGCAUGAUGAGCACCACCUCCACCCGCUCAGGAUCUAGUGACAGCAGCUACGACUUCCUAUCCGCUGCAGAGAAAGAGUGUCUGCUUUUCCUAGAGGAAACCAUUGGUGCAUUGGACACUGAGGCUGACAGUGGACUGUCCACGGACGAAUCUGAGCCAGCCACAACCCCCCAAGGAUCCCUAGCACUGCCCGUAACCCAGCCUACUCCCUUGGGAAUUCCAGAGGGGACAACCAUUCAUCAAGAACCAGAGCCAAGGAGAGUGACUCAGUCUUACUCAUCCCAUCCUCCUGAGCCCCAAGGUCUGGGCCUCAGGUCUGGCUCCUACAGCCUCCCACGAAAUAUCCACAUUGGCCAAAACCAGAACCUCAAGAAAAGUACCACCCAGGCUAAUAGCCACAUCCCUGGAGACUCUGAGAAGCUUGUAGCAGAGCCAGAGCAAGUCAACCAGGGAAGUACGCCCAGUCAGGCACCUGCCAACCCCCAGGAGGCUGCCCCAGAUUUGGACGUGGCCCUCAUCCCUCCCCCAGAGGCUUUCCGGGACACCCAGCCAGAGCAGUGUAGAGAAGACGGCUUACCCAAGGGAUCAAGACAGCAGAGCCACAUACUCCAGCCCCAUAUGCCAGCCAGCCCCCAGAAGACAGAGCAAAUUUCUUCAGAGUCCAUGUCCCAAAAAGCCAAGGAUAAAGAAUCAGAGGAGAAGGCAAGACAACCACAGCCUCAGCCUGCCAUGUUGUCUCAGAAUGCAAGAGCUGAGGAUACUCCCCUCCCAUCAGGGGAGGACCCAAAUGCCCGACUGGCUCCCAUCACGGCCUCUAAGCCCCGGAAGUUGCCACCUAAUAUUGUCCUGAAGAGCAGCCGAAGAAGUUUCCAUAGUGAUCCCCAGAACUGGCUGUCCCGCCACACUGAGACUGCCUCUGGAGAUGCUGGUGUGGUCUCCUCAUCAGUACAGGAGCAGAGGAAAGCACGUAGAGAAGCACUGGAGAAGCUGGGGUUACCCCAGGACCAAGAGGAGCCUGGUUUCCACUUAAGUAAACCCCGCAGCUCCAUCAGACUCAAGGAGCCUCGUGAUCAGUACCCUUCCCCGGCCCCUGCCCCAGCUCCAGCGCAGCCUGCAGGUGCAGCUCAGAUCUCAGCAGCGGUGCCUGCUGCAGGGAAGCCUCCAGGUCCGGUGUGGGGACCUUCACCAAUGCAGCCUCCUGCUCCGGCUCUAGCUCAGGGGUCUUCUCCAAGCAAAGUUUUGAUUCCUGCCCAGGAAACCCCUCGUGGGAAUGUUGCAUCUGCCAAAUCCAUGCCAAUUUCCAUCCCCAAGGCAUCAAGGGCAAGUAGUCCUCUGACCCAGCUAGACUCAGGGCUGACUCUCCAGAAGAGCAGCAUCCCUGGUCUGAGACAGAUGAACUUCAAGUCCAACACUCUGGAGCGUUCAGGUGUGGGGCUGAGCAGCUACCUCUCAGCUGAGAAAGACACCAGCCCCAAAACCAGCACUUCUCUGGAAAAGACCUCGUUCUUGGACAAAGUCUCACCCAGCGUUCUACGUAACUCCAGGCCCCGGCCUGCAUCCCUGGGCACGGGGAAAGACUUUGUAGGUAUCCAAGUGGGCAAGUUGGCUGACCUUGAGCAAGAGCGGAGCUCUAAGCGCCUGUCAUACCAAGGACAGAGCCGUGACAAGCUUCCUCGACCCCUUUGUGUCAGUGUCAAGAUUUCGCCAAAGGGCAUCCCUGGUGAACAUAGAAGGGAGGCCCUGAAGAAGCUGGGACUGCUGAAGGAGUAGACUCUGGCCAUCUCCAUUGCCAACACUGACCCAUUCCCAUGGCACCAGGACAGAGGAGGGCUCCACUUAGGAGCUUUGAGCACCUCACGACCUGGGGCUCGGGCAAGGAUAGGCUUCUCUCAGGCACUCUGAGGUGAAAGGGAGAGAGAGAUUUGAGUCCAAGCAUACGUUUAUAUUCAUAGUGUUAUGCCAUUGAGAGCCAGGACAGAUCUCCCUGAAGGUGAUUUCCACAAGUGUGUGUGUGUGUAUGUGUGCAUGUGCGUUAUGUGUAUAUCACUGAAGCUAUUUAUGGAACACAGACUCAUUGCUCAGAGUUUUCCCUUGCCAGUGAUUUUCCUACAGCAAUGAGUAGACUUCACCCUCACUAGAACUGAACAGAGAAGGGUGGCCAAGCCUGGGAAGAAAAGCCAAAUGAGACAAUGAAAGUGCCAGUGACUUGAAAAAAGUUACGUUUCGCAAAUGCAAGGUCAUGUAAAGUGUGGGCCUCCCAGAGUCCCCACAGUGGAUAGAGACUGGUUCGCAUAUUGCUUUCCCAGCAACUGAUUCCUUUCUCAGUUCGAGCCUUCUAGAUAAAGCUUGGGGCCAAGAGGAGUUGGUUUGUUAUCUCUUCACCCAUUGCCUUCUUGUUAUCACCAGUCUCAACAUAUGACACAUCACUGUCACUAAACAUCUCGGUUGACUGAUAACAGAACAGCUCUUGCUGGUCUAAAGAGGCAGGAUAAGUGACCAGAUACUUGUGCCUCUACCUCUACCAGGGAGAGUAUUUGUCUGUGGACUUGAUAAAUUCAAUAACAAACUGUGCUAUCAUCCCUGAUGCUGAUAUCCUAUUCUUCCUGCUCUCCUGUCUCAGUCUGUACCUGGCUUACCCCAGGGCUGGGCUGACACUGGAUGGGGGCCUCAGUCCAGAGGUUUCAUAGAUACCAAAGAACUGUUUCAGACCAUCUAUGCCAUGCAUGGGAGUUUAAAUUUCCUCAAUUCCAGUGGUGGAAAAUCAACACAAUUUCAUGGAAAUUCAGCUGGGAGGGACCUCAGAAGAGCCCUGACUCAGCCAAGGCCACUUCACCUUUUAGUGACAGAGCUGAGACCAGAACCCUGGAGCUCGUGAUUCCUGCUGCCUCCCCUCAGCGAAUGCUCUUGGACAUCCACACAGCACCAAGGAACCAUAGUCACUGUCAAAGACCCACCCUUAGGGCUUUUUAGGAUGCUCAAGUAUCUUCUGAAGCAUCAGAAAUUAAAUAUUGCUCAGGAUGAGCAAGGCUCGUGAUUCCUGCUGCCUCCCCUCAGCCAGUGCUCUUGGACAUCCACACAGCACCAAGGAACCAUAGUCACUGUCAGAGACCCACCCCUAGAGCUUUUUAGGAUGCUCAAGUAUCUUCUGAAGCAUCAGAAAUUAAAUAUUGCUCAGGAUGACAA